UUUGCGUUAUUGUUAUUGUAAAGAAAAAAUAGAGUGUGUGGAGUGGUAUAUAAAAAAGACCCACCCCCAAAAAAGAGAGUGUGGGGGUGUGUAUAUGUUGUCUAUACGAAGUUUACGUGCUUUUUUUGUGUAUGUGUGUGUCUGUGUGCGUCUGGGUGUUGGUAGAAUGAAAGAAAGAAGAUAUUGGAUGAGAGUGUACCAUGCUCUCUGAUUGGAUGGGUACGUUAAUAAAACAAUAUUUAUCCCUUCCAAAAGCAUUUGUUUAUAUUGUGGCUGUUAUUUUUUUUUCGUAUAGUAACACGAGACGCUACGCAUAUUUGCCUAUAUAUAGGCCGUACAUGUAACUACGAAUAUCAGUCUACGAGAUGAACUUCCCUAAAAAGGAUCGUAAGCGUAAGAGUGACAGUUCGUUCGGCGCACGGACUUCUUCUUCUUCCGAGCCUAUAGCCGUACUCGUACCAUCGAAUACGUCGUUUUUAGAUUCACCGUCUAUGCAACUGCAAACUAAAAGUAAACGUCGUCGAAGAGGGAAUAGAAGUUCGUCGAUUGAUUUGAAUGAAGAAAAGGUUAAUUCAUUGUUUCUCAAGAAAAGAAGUUUGACGAGAUGUGCUAAGCAGUAUGGAAGCGUAUUGCCAAUCUUCGAAGAACUCCCAUCGGAUUGGGAUAUGCUAACUUUUAAAAUAGUGAUGCCUAACAACAUUAUAAAAGAUUUAAUUAAUUUAACAGUCUUUUAUUCGACUCAGGAUUUUAUACCAGCAAUAGAUACGUCCAUGUAUCUACCAUACAUGGAUGUUAAGUUAAUUAGAGAUCUUCAAGAAAGAUCCGUUGCUAAAAGUUUGAUGGUAGUGCUCAAGAAAACCAUCGAGAAGUUAGACUCGAAGAUAUUGUUGCCACUAAGAAAAGAUAUGGAUAGAAGCAAAUUAUUUUACUACCGCUCUGGGAAGAAUAUUUCAAUUCAACCUAAUGUUUUGCAACCCAUUAUAUUAGAGAGUAUUACAGUUAUGAAACCAGUAUGGAAUAUUGGUUUUAAUCUAUUCAAUGGAUAUACAUUACCGUAUUAUUAUCCGUACAAAUAUAUAGCCACCAAGACUCACCGACCCACUGUUGGGAACAGUGCUAUGCUCGAAUAUUUUAUGAUACCAGCAUUAACGUCGCAGGAGGUCCGAAACAACAUCAAGGAAUUCUUACACGAAACUCCAUCUGAUCAACAGGAUGUUAUGGUGAAUCAAAUCGUAGAAAGCAUCAAGACGGUUUGUACCCUUCCCAUGUUUACAACCGACGACGAUUUAUGGAACGUGUUUUCAAAAUUCGUCAUCAGUCAGAAAAACGAUUUGGAUUCCAUGAGCAGCAUUGUCGAAAGUAUGUGUGCAUAUCCAGCCAUUUGGGAACAACCACACGUGUACGCAAGCGGUGUGCGGAGUGUGAAUGCGCAAGUUCCUUGGGACUUUCUGAAGGAAUUUUUGACUAAUAUUUUUUUUUCGUGUAAAAAUGAGGGUAAUCAACUGGACACUUCUUUACUCGAAGCUUCUUUUUUCUUUUACGUCAUUUAUAGUGUAAUUCGAUACAGUGAUCCCAUGGAUUGUACCUUUAUUAUCGAAUGCACAAAUGUACAAGUAUUGGCAGAAUUCUAUUUGAGGAUGCGACCUAUACUAAAUCCCUUUAACAUGAAGCUGAAUACUCCAGCUUCCUUAUUUAUGGUGAGGCAUAACAUAAAGUCUAUCGUCGAUUCAAACUUUGGCACUGUCAAUGAGAACAUGAAACAUGCACAAGAAGGCAAACGCACUGCUGUGGGGUUCGCUCACGUUGCAAGGCAUACUAUUACAAAUCCAAAAACCUCUAAUAGAGGAAAUAAAAAAAGUUUCAUAUUUCAUCUUACGAAUUUUUGGGAAUCUGGUCAAGACGAAGCCUUUGCCAAUAGGUUCUUGCACCCACAAAUCUUCAUUGAUAUAAUGAAUACUCUUAUGAGUAUUUAUACUAAUACAAACGUUGAAGACAUUACGGACACUCGUCUACAUAUGUGGUCUAAACAAUGUCUUAGUGAAGUACUUAAUUCAAUCCGUAUAUUCACGAGAAUAAUGCCAUCAAGCAACAAUUGUGUCGCCGCUGCUGCUGCUGCUGCUGUUAAAAGCAAUGAGAAGGAAACACCUCAAACUUCUGCUGCAAUACAAGUGUCAACGGACGAUCCAGAGGAUCAGGUUUUUCAAGAUGUGCGAGAUCGCAUUAACCAAUUGACAGAAUCUUCGGAUCCCUGGGGAGGAUGUGACGAAGACAUGGCAUGGACAUCGAGAAUCGACAACGCUUCGAAUGAAAAACCAAUGCUGGGGGUAGGGGGUUCCGAAGAGGAAAAAGAAGGGCUCGAUAAGCCGACCGAACAUGGUAUUGACAACGCAGUAGAAGAUGGCAAGGAAUAUCAGGCUGCGAUUACCCAAGUUCGCAAAGACAACGAAGAAGAGUGCAUAACACAAGUUGUAAAAAGCUAUGACGGACAACCGAUAUGCCAGGAAGAGUCCCAAUAUCAUGGAAGCGAAAGAGCGCUUAUUGGUAACGAUGGCAUAGUUAUUCAAGAUUGCCAAUACGAUAAAGAGUGUGAUAUACAAUUCAUGACUAAUGGGGAAGAAGAAAUGUGUGACAAACAUAAGCGCUACUCUGAAGCAGGCGCUUGUGACAACGUUGAACUCUAUGAUAAAGUUAAUGGAGAUAUCGACGACCGACCAGCACCCCCUUUGGUGGACGAGGUGUCCUGGCAACCACCACUCAAUCUUGACGAUGUUCUGAAACGUAUGUCAAUAAUUUAUUGUAUAACAUAGUUUUAUGAUUGUUUUAUUUAUUUGUCUAUUUAUCUACAUUACAGAAUCCAUUGCCGAGUGUGAUUUACCUUGCAAUGAAGAUGUCGGCUGUAACGAAGAUGCACCCUGCAUGCAAGGUACACCAUGUCCUAGCUCGUCAAAAGAACCUGGUACAUCGAUUAUCAACAGGGUGGCUAUUAAUAACGUAUGCAAGCGAAGAUUAGCAGAAGAAUUAUUUCAAGGUAUCCAUACAGACUCUGAGUUUAAUUUUGACCCUUGAUUACUAAAGAGAGGAUGAACAAGUCUUAUAUUGAAGAUCUAAUCAAAUACGGUUUUGAUAGUAAUGACAGUAUUGACGAUUGUUUAUCACAAUCGUCAAUAUAUGAUACAUUAAUUGACGAUAGCGUCUAUAGUGAUACUUAUUGUGACAAUGCGGACGAUGAUAAUGACAAUACAUCGUAUUAUAAUCGAGUCAAGAAUGAUGAUGAAAACGACGUGGACGACAAUGAAAACGACGUGGACGACAACGAAAACGAAAACGACAUCGAAGACGAAGAAAAAAAAUGUGAAAUUGAAUUUUGUAAAGACAUCCCACCAUGUAAAAACAUGAAGAUAUAAGUGUGAUUUCAAUAAACAUUUAUGAAAAAAUAA
This is a messenger RNA of Ixodes scapularis (black-legged tick), 3437 nucleotides long. RefSeq lists its product as uncharacterized. The transcript is spliced from 3 exons. Lineage: Eukaryota; Metazoa; Arthropoda; Arachnida; Ixodida; Ixodidae. The record is from RefSeq and is a predicted model, not a curated record. The coding region runs from base 366 to 2807 and encodes 813 amino acids.